GCGAUAAAAGCGAAAAUGGAUGAACUUAGGCCUUUGAUACCUGUGUUGGAAGAGUACAAGGCCGAUGCCAAAUUGGUAUUGCAGUUUAAAGAGGAGGUCCAGAAUCUGACGUCAGUCCUUAACGAGCUGCAAGAGGAAAUUGGCGCCUAUGACUACGAUGAACUUCAGAGCAGAGUGUCCAAUCUUGAAGAAAGGCUCCGUGCAUGCAUGCAAAAACUAGCUUGCGGGAAGUUGACGGGCAUCAGUGACCCCGUGACUGUCAAGACCUCUGGCUCGAGGUUUGGAUCCUGGAUGACAGACCCUCUUGCCCCUGAAGGCGAUAACCGGGUGAGUGUCCCCUUAUGCCAUAGGGAGUCAUUUGGGCAAGAGCACUUUCAGACACCUG
This is a messenger RNA of Piliocolobus tephrosceles (Ugandan red Colobus), 385 nucleotides long. RefSeq names its product noelin-like. The transcript is spliced from 2 exons. The record is from RefSeq and is a predicted model, not a curated record. NCBI's taxonomy places the organism in Eukaryota, Metazoa, Chordata, Mammalia, Primates, Cercopithecidae. The annotation marks the transcript as partial. Gene Ontology annotation, biological process: signal transduction.